Messenger RNA from Amorphotheca resinae ATCC 22711, 1322 nucleotides. RefSeq lists its product as hypothetical. The record is from RefSeq and is a predicted model, not a curated record. The transcript is spliced from 3 exons. Gene Ontology annotation, molecular function: structural constituent of ribosome; rRNA binding. Lineage: Eukaryota; Fungi; Ascomycota; Leotiomycetes; Helotiales; Amorphothecaceae. Gene Ontology annotation, biological process: positive regulation of translational fidelity. Bases 51 to 1322 code for a protein of 423 amino acids. Gene Ontology annotation, cellular component: mitochondrial small ribosomal subunit.
CGCACGGCUUUCAGGGGGAACACUAUCCAUUCAUCUACAAUUCUUCAACCAUGACGAGGAAAAGGUUUCAUGGCCUGAAGAAGGUGAAAGUCCGCGCAUCCUGGAAUAAAUACAAUCUCUACAACCUCACCAGACUGAGGGCCCCGCCCACCCACCGAAACCAUUACCAGGAAAAAUGGACGGCCAAGUCUAUGUCCCGAGCUUAUCACGGCGAGUAUAUUCGAGAGAAGCAAUGGCAACGUAUGUUUAGGUCGCGGAUACCCGCUGUGGUUCCAAUGGAUCACAGAUAUCUGGCGGAGAAUGAUGGCUCGGAGCUUGCUGCUGGAAGAGGUUCAGGGAGGGAGAAGCCAUUGAACUCCGAACCGGCCAAGUCUGCGAAGAACCAGAUCCCCUUUAUGCACAUGACCUACGCGCCCCUGGAGAGACGAUUAGACAUGGCUGUAUGGAGGGCAUUGUUUGCCAGCAGUGCACGGCAGGCAAGACAAUUCGUUACACAUGGGAUGGUCAAGGUCAACGGGCAAAAGAUGCCAUAUGCCGGUUACCUCCUGAACCCAGGGGACAUGUUCCAAGUCGAAGUUGAUCGAGUACUAUACGCAACUGGUGCACCGAAGACACCCGAACAAAUAAGGAAAGGGCGUAAGAUUCACAGAGCACAACGGCUAGCGAAUCAAAAAGCUUCGGAGAAGAGACUCGCAAGGAAACGGGAUGUGGCGGCUGGAAGAACCAACUUGGCGUCAACUGGGAGCCAGCUGGGCAUAGAUGAAAUCCGCAAGCAACGCAAGCUGGAUCUCAAAGCCCUCCAGAACCAAGCAGAAACCAUCUUGCACGACAAACGCAGCCGAGUAGGUGCGAAACGCAAGAUCCAAAUCCGUGCUUUCAUGAGAGAGGUCAAAGACACCAUGAAAACGGUCAACCGCAGGAGCGAGAAAGAACUCGAUGCCGAGCUCGCUUCUCUCGUUUCCAAACUUGAAACUAUCCGGAAUCACGCCGCGGACGCGGCCGCCGAAAAAGCCGAGAAAGAAGAAAGCGAGUCUCAAAAGGAGGAACUGUCGCCAGAAGAACAGAAGAAACUUCGCGAAGCCCUUGUCCUCUCCCGGGAGAACCCCGUCGAUGAAUCGAAGCCCUACGCAACGCCCUGGAGACCGAGACCCUUCAUGUCGGCUUUCGCGUUCAUCCCGAGAUAUCUGGAGGUCAAUCACAACAUCUGCGCAGCUGUGUAUCUCCGACACCCUGUUGCAAGGCCCGGUUUCGCAGAGGUGCCAUCCCCAUUCCCCGCAGAGAUACAGCAGCUGGCGUAUACUUGGUAUCUGAGAAGGAGGUAA